Molecule: messenger RNA, 3901 nt
Organism: Girardinichthys multiradiatus
Lineage: Eukaryota; Metazoa; Chordata; Actinopteri; Cyprinodontiformes; Goodeidae
Gene: muc15
Product: mucin 15, cell surface associated
Exons: 4
Coding region: 306-1388 (360 amino acids)
Source: RefSeq, a predicted model, not a curated record
CAACUGAGCAUGAACAACUAAUCAAACCCUGCACGCCUCUGUGCUAUUUAAUAAUUUCUUUUUUUCCUAGUCCUGGAAGACCUUUUCAAAGCGCGAAGGUGGAUGCAGCAUAGGGUGUGUUUCUGUGCUGGCAGGUGUAGGAGCAGGUUGAACAGGUUGUGAAUGCCACUCUGUUGUGCCCUCCUCCUCCUUUCUCUACCUGCUUCUCUCUCUAGGACAACUGCUGAUUCUCUUACAUAUUGGCAGGUUAGUGAAGAGAUUUCUGUGCACCUGUUCUCAUCUGACACAGCUGAAGAAAAAGGAAAAUGAGGCCUUUACAAGUCACAGCAAACCUCCUCCUGCUGCUUCAAGUGUUCCACCUAGUAUGCCUGCAAAAUUCAACUGACUCUCCGGGACGUACCAUUGAUAAGAGCUGGCUCCGUCAGCCGCACAAAACUAAAGUCCAAAGUGAAAAUGCUACAUUUAGUGGAGAGAGCGAAUUUGACCAAGCUGAUCAGGUGGCCGAACUCAACAAUGAAUUCAGCAGUGGGGUAACAUCUGGCCUUUUGGCUGAAGAGGAGGAGAACAUAAUAACUUCAGAAGUUCGUGUAACUGAAGCAUUUGAUGGAUCAAAUGUUUUCACUACAAACAUGCCCCCUGCGUUUGAAACUGAAACGACUCAAGAACCAAAAUUACCAGAUCCAGCCAUCUCUCUAAGAAAUGUGACUACAGAGACCACAGACUCAAGUCAAAGCAACAUGACGGAUACUAACGAUAAAUUUAACUCAAUUAUGACAGCAAACGACACAACUAGUGUUACCGAUUACACUAACUUACAGUCCACAACCACCAUGGAAAAGCCUAUAACAACAACUGCAACACCGGAGGAAGAUAUAGGAUUGGGAGGCCUUACAGAACAUACCAGUACAUCUCCUACAACCACAGCAGCACCUGAGAUAUACACAACAACCACCAGAUCUUUAACUACGACAGCGCCGCUGUCUGAAACCACAGAAAUGAUCCCAGAAACCACCACCACUGAAAUGUCAAACUCACCAGAUUUGGCUAACAAAACUGGAAAAAUUGGAAGCGGCUCGGAACGGGGUUCUGUGGCAGAAUCAGGUUCAGAGAUGGAUCCUUACAGGAGUAAAAGGAACGUGGCUUGGUUGGCUGUGCUGGGAACGGCGGCAGCAACAGCUGUUGUGGGAUUGGUGGCCUACAUCAUUCUGAAAAAGAAACAUCAGAAAGCUUUCACUCACCGCAAGCUGGUGGAGGAGUACCCCUCAGAUCCAGUCCUCAGAUUAGACAACUGCAAACCUUUGGACCUGAACUUUGGUGGUUCAGCUUAUUACAACCCAGCCCUCCAAGGGGACAGCAUCCAAAUGACCAGCAUUCCAGGACGUCACUAAAACUGAAAGCACUCCCAGGACAAACAUCUGGAUGCAUAUCUGAAAGAAUUCAGAAAUAUUUCAUCAGUGGAGAAUCUAGAAUGUGAAAUUUUGGGGAAAGGACUGUUGCAGAGUGACACUUGCUAAUGGGAGAAUGUAUCCAUUUACAAUAAAUUGGGGUUCAGAUACAAAUCAUGCAUGGUAUUUGCUAAAGCAAUCUAAUUUACACUGCAACAGCCAACAUUUACUUCCUGCCACCUAAGUAUGUUGCCAAAAAAAACAACAAAACAACAAAAAAACAGUAUCUAAAGCUGAAGAGCUAAAAAAUGAGAAUUUGUCUCCUGCCAGUUAAAAAAGAAAGAACUAAUGAUUUCCUAUUGUUUAAAUAACUGAUAACACUGUUGACCAAAUAAGACAUUAGAAAAAAAGUCAGACGCCUUGAUGAACAAUCAGUUUAUAUUAAUUAGCAAUCACUUGCUAUUACAGCCCUAUGCAGGACACUACAAGUCCUAAUUAAACUGCAAUGUAAGCUUUUCCACAGCUGGCAGUCGCAGCCUGAGUUUGAGAAUUGAACUGACUAAACUAAAAGCUUUAGCUUAUUUUCUGCACUACUGAGGAAGGUGGAGGAAGGCUGGAUGCCCGUUUGUUAUUCAUGAAAUGAUUUUCAUUUAUAUGGGAGCUGUAUACUUGAUUUUAGCACUUUUUAGUAACAAAAAAUAUAUCCUAAUACAUUUUCAAGUCUUCCAACCUCUAGGUGUCCGAGCAGAGAUCUGCUUGUAGCAUCAGCAUGCACUGUAGAGAAUUAGGUAGCAUUUACCUGCUGUAUGAAGUUACUAUUAUUAUUCCCUUUUGUUCUCUUAAUGCUUCAACAUAAACCCGAGGGCCCCCUGAAAGAAAAUUACCUCUUAUAAUAACACACAAGAUAUAUAUUGGAUAUAUUUUUAAAUUGUCCGAUUACCUCCUUUCUACUUUCUUUCUUUGCUGUUAUUCAUAAAAAUACAUGUUACAUCACUAAUGUAAAGAAAAUAUAUACUCAAGCUAAAUGUUUGGCUCCCUCCAUCCUUUCACUCAUCCUUACCUGAAACCUGGACUCGAUCAAUAUUUUCAGUGAACAUGAUUGAUAUGCACCUCGGCUUGACCUAAGCAGCCAACAAGUUAGAAAAGUGUUUUGUGUUGCUGGUAGAUGCAGCAGGUGUGGCAGAUUUGCUGCCCUCCUUGUCGUAAUUUCUGGCAUCAAUCGGUGCUGUGGUUUGCUGCCCCUAAAAAUCACCACAAUUACUGCUGAAAUAAUAGGGCUGAUAAAUAGGGCUUGUUAAAAUGCUACAGAGCUUGAUAAUGCUUGGGUAAACAACUAGCUGCAUAAAACAUGUUUUUGUUUUUAUUAAUCACAGGAAUUUAAAUACCUAAAAACAGAAAUGAUUUUCCUAAUUCUCAAAUAGAACAUUUAAGAAUGUAAGUAUAUUGUUAGUGUUAACACAUUGGGGGAUUCAGUGGUUAUUCAUUUGCUGUGCCUUGCAAAAGUAUUCAUACUAACUUUUUCACAUUUAGCUGCAAAGUUCACAGUCAUUCAUUUGGAUUUUAUGUGACAGGCCAACACAAAGCAGUGCAUAACUGAAGUAUAAGUAAGAUCUAUAGCCCCGAUGGAAAGCGUAGCAUAGAUUUUCAAUUGGAUUUAGGUCUGGACUUUGACUAGGCCGUUCUAACACAGGAACAUGCUUUGACCUUAACCAUUCUAUUGUGGGUCUGGUUAUACAGUAUGUUUUGAGUCUUUGUCCUGAUGGAACACAAACCCCCAUCCCUAUUUUUUUGUAGCCUCAAAUCGUUUCCUUUCAGAGUUCCACUGUAUUUAGCCCAUCCAUCUUCCCAUCUCCUCUCAUCAACUUAUCUGUUCCUACUGAAGAAAGGGACCCCCAAAGAAUGAUGCAGCCAGUGUCCUGUUGUCUGUUCAGGGAAAUGUGUUUUCUGCCAUACUUAGGAAUAUGCUUGCAGGCAAAAAGUUCAAUUUGAUCUCAUCUUAUUAGAGAACGUUCUUUGAGAUGUUUUCUGUGACCCCCACAUGUCGUAAGGAACUGGGACUUCUAAUGGGAUUCAAUAGUGCCUUUCUUCCAUAGAGCUCAGAUUUAACCUGAUAUCCUGUCAACAGAUUCUUAUAACUGAUCUCCUACGGUUUGGUUAUUGGUUAAUUGUCUGUUUAAUGCUCUUCUUGACUAGUUUCUCAGUUUAGAUAGGCAGCUAUGUGUUUGUAUGUUUGCAGAUAUGCCAAGAUAUGCAGUAGUCAUACUGAGAAUUAAUUAGACAUAGUUUAAACUCUAUUUAUUAAUUAGCUUUUGGCUGGAUGCACUGGAUUUUAUUGAAGGUAAUCAGAGUAAAGGGAUUUUAAUACAUAUGCAAAAAACACAUUUUUAAGAUUUUAGAUAUAAGAUUUUUUUUUGGUAUUUUGAAAAUCACGUGCCCUUUAUCUUCCACUUCACAAUUAGGUUUUACUUUGUCUUUGUCUAUCUCAUUAAAUCCUAAUAAAGUACACUAAGGUCUGA